AUGGAAACCCCAUUGUUCGAUGCAAAAUCGUCGUCGAACGAGGUGGUUCUCCAUGACGCGCCGUCAGCCGUGUUAGUGUAUGGCGACGGCGGCGAUUAUAUGCCGGUGCAAACGUUUCACGAUGUUAAGAAUUUGUUUUACCUUGAAUCGAUCAAAUUAUGGUCUAUUGCAGCUCCCAUUGCGUUUAAUAUUGUUUGCAAUUAUGGGAUUAAUUCGUUUACAAGUGUUUUUGUUGGGCACAUUGGAGAUGUGGAACUCUCUUCUGUUGCCAUUUCUUUAUCAGUCAUUGCGAAUUUCUCUUUCGGAUUUUUGCUUGGAAUGGCUAGUGCACUGGAGACAUUAUGUGGACAGGCCUUUGGUGCCGGGGAAACAGAAAUGCUUGGAGUUUACAUGCAAAGGUCGUGGAUAAUCCUCAUAACAGCCUGUGUCUGCCUAUUACCUCUUUACAUUUUUUCAGUCCCUGUGCUAAAACUCCUAGGCCAAAGACACGACAUUGCAGAAAUUGCUGGCAGAUUCUCAUUACAAAUUAUUCCUCAGAUGUUUUCACUUGCCAUAAAUUUUCCGACACAGAAAUUCUUACAAGCUCAAAGUAAGGUGACAAUUCUUGCAUGGGUUGGGUUUGUGGCCCUCGUUCUGCAUGUCGGUGUGCUGUUUUUGUUCAUUAAAGUUUUCAAAUGGGGAUUGGCUGGUGCAGCAGCAGCCUAUGAUAUUUCUGGUUGGGGAGUUGCUUUGGCUCAAGUUGUGUACAUUACAGGCUGGUGCCAAGAUAGCUGGAAGGGGUUAUCUUGGUUGGCUUUCAAGGACAUUUGGGCUUUUGUGAGGCUUUCUGUAGCAUCUGCGGUAAUGCUUUGUUUGGAGAUUUGGUAUUUUAUGAGCAUAAUUGUUCUUACAGGGCAUCUUGAAGAUCCAGUCCUGGCAGUUGGAUCCCUUUCAAUCUGCAUGAACUUGAAUGGAUGGGAAGGCAUGCUGUUCAUCGGAAUAAAUGCAGCCAUAAGCGUUCGUGUAUCUAAUGAACUCGGAUCUGGACAUCCGAGGGCUGCCAAGUAUUCAGUAUUUGUCACGGUUGUUGAAUCACUUUUCAUUGGGAUAAUUAGCAUGUUGAUAAUAAUAGCAACUAGGGACAAGUUUGCUGUCCUUUUUACCAACAGUGAACAAAUGCAAAAGGCUGUUUCUGAUUUAGCUUACCUUCUUGCUGUAACUAUGGUGCUCAACAGUAUCCAGCCAGUUAUAUCAGGAGUUGCUGUUGGGGGAGGAUGGCAAGGACUGGUGGCUUAUAUUAAUCUGACUUGCUAUUACAUUAUAGGACUCCCUAUUGGAUUUUUUCUUGGUUACAAUACAAAAUUAGGGGUUCAGGGAAUUUGGAUGGGGAUGAUUUUCGGAACUUUCCUGCAAACUGUGAUUCUUUUGCUUAUUGUGUGGAAAACGAAUUGGAAUGAGGAGGUGGCACAAACAUCAGAAAGAAUGCGAAAAUGGGGAGGGCUAAAUGAUGAUUUAGAUGUAAAGUAA
Messenger RNA from Fraxinus pennsylvanica, 1506 nucleotides. The record is from the annotation of a GenBank genome assembly. Lineage: Eukaryota; Viridiplantae; Streptophyta; Magnoliopsida; Lamiales; Oleaceae.